CGUAAGCCAGCCGGUGGUGUCACUCAACAACCGUGGAGACUUCUACCCACUCUAAACAUAUCAUACACUUCUUACUGAAAGGUAUAACUAUUGAUAAAAGCCUUCAGUUUCGCUGCUGCUGUUCUGAUGGUCAGCCAUGGAUGAAGACGACAGCCAAGAUGAGCUGAUUAACCGCAAUACAUCCCACAUCAAAGGAAAAAGAGCUGCAGUGUGGGCCAUCUCAGAUGACUCAGAAGACUUAGACGAGUCUGAAGAGGGAGAAUCUGAUGGUGGUGAGGAGGAGGAUGAUUAUACAAAUGGGGAGGAUGAUGGGGAAGAUGACGAAGGGAAAGAUGAUGAUGAUGAUGGUAAGAAUGAGGAUGAGGAGGAAGAGGAAGAGGCUAAGCCCGAGGAUGGUGCUUUUGGGGGAACCUCUGCUGACCUACCAGGCAUGAGUUCAGAUGAGGACGCAGAAAAGUGUCCUAUCUGCUUGAACUCUUUCAACAGCCAGCCUGUUGCAACACCAGAGAACUGUGAGCACUACUUCUGUUUCGACUGCAUCCUUGAAUGGGCUAAGAAUGCAACGUCAUGCCCUGUAGACCGUAUUGACUUUAGCAGUAUAUACCUUAGGAAAUGUUAUGGAGGCAAAGUCAAGAAAAUGAUAACCGUACAAAAGCCAGCAAAGGCAGGCCAAGAAGAAACGGUAGAUCUGGACCUAGAGCAAACCAGCUGUGAAGUUUGUGGGGGUAGUGACCGGGAGGACCGCCUCUUACUCUGUGAUGGUUGUGAUGCAGGGUAUCACAUGGAGUGCCUCACGCCUCCUCUUGACUCUGUACCUGUAGAGGAAUGGUUUUGUCCUGAGUGUGAAGCCAACAACCGCCACUCAAGAGGUUCAGUUGAAGAACUUAGUGAUACAGACAGCCGACCCUCUACUACCCGUCCUGCCACCAGUCGAUCCCGACCUCACUCUGCAGGUCCAACAAGAGCUAUCGCCCGUACCCAACAGAGUGAAAGGGUUCGAGCUAAUGUCAACCGACAUCGCAUCACACAGGCACGCACAUCACAGUUGGCUCCAACAUAUCUGAUGCGAUCCACGUGGCUGGAUGAAACCAUCAAUGCUGUGGUUGCUGGGCUCAACACAGCCGUGUACAUACGGGAUAUCACACCUCGGGCGCCAUCUCGUCGCAGACGCAGGACUGCAAAGCGCAGAAAGGUGAAAAGUAAGACGACAUCCUCUGCUAAGGGUAAAAAAGGCCAAGUGGCAAGCACAGGAGUCAAAAGGAGAAAACGGAGAGUAAGGAGGAUUAAAUCCAAGAAAAAGUUGAUGGUGAAAAAGACAGCCACUCCUAGAAGUCGUAUUGCUAAUAAUCUGGGAAUUGUUAAGGACAAGAAGAGCUCCUCGCUUCCUACGGUAUACAGGCCGGCAGAGCACACGUUAAGCAACAUGCGUGCUGACAUAGGAGCUGCUUCACUCUCUAUCUAUGGAGAUCCAUUUGACCUGGAUCCAUUUGUGGAUCGUGAGGAGGAGGAGCAGCAAGCCCACGUUACAUCGCUAUUGGAGGCCAAGAGGCGAGGGAUUUCUCACUCUGCUCUGCGCUCUCACCAGCCUGUUGCUCGACCAGUCACUGCAAGCCUCUCCAGGCGGGCUGUGCAUGUUCCACAGUCAGGAGCUGUGGUGGAGGCCGCUCCUGUGCCUGACCUGCUGGGCAGCAUCCUGACAGGACAGAGCAUUCUCUUGAUGGACAGCUCUGAUGUUGUCAUUAAUCGGGAUGGUUCCCUUAAAGCUGCAAAGCCAAUGAUGCCAUCUACAUCAGUUCCAUGCAACAGAAAAAACAGUAGCUUAGAAAGUACCAGCACCCUCAUCAGUCCAGGGAUUUCGCCUUCUUUAGGAAGCAAUUCAGGCUCUCCCUACUACAAUGAUGAUCUGCCAGGAUCCUCCCACAGCUCUCUGGAUAGACUUCUGACCCAGAGCUCAUCUCAUUCACCCUCCUUACAGCCUUCUUCAUCCAGCCACACACAACCAACUCCCCAUUCUGAUUUACCACCAAGAGGGAAUCUGAGUGUUCAGUCUCUUCGUCCAAAUGGACCAACCCCAUCUCCUAGUCGCUGGGGAGCCAGUGGAAUAAGAGCCCCAAUAGAAACCACUCACUCCUCCGUCCACCCCAUCCAAGACUCUGACUUCAACAGCAAGGGACUGACUCCAUCACAGUCCCAACCUAAAAAAGCACCUGCAAAGCCCAUGUGGGUAGAUGUAUCAGUGCUUCCAAGAAUACCAAAAAUAAAAAGGGAGAGUAGUAGUGUCACAACUGAUGGCACUAGUCAGAGUGGCAGUCAUGGUAGUAAUAGAGUUAGUAGUAGUCGGGGAAGUAGUAGUAAUAAUUACAGUAUACCUGAAACUGGCAUGAACAGCCUCUCUGGAGACAAAGGAAGACAACAAAGUGUAGACCAGCAAAAAGGCCAAGCUGACAGUCAGACCCAGAGGCACCGGCCUGAUGGUGCAAGCUCAUCCUCUGCCUUCUCCAACUCAUUCUCCUCCUCUUCUUCUGGCGCUCCUGCCAACCAGCAACGAUAUGCCUCGUCAUCUUCAUCUUCAUCCACGGUGAGUUUUCGCAUUAAUUCCAGUGGAAACUCUUGGCACACAAGGCGGCUAAGCAUUGCAUCAUCGUCUUCCACUGAAGCGACUUUACAGGAAACCUGCAGAAAAAAGUAUGAUGAAGCAAAAAAGAAACAGUUGCACAAAGAUAAACAAAUGCUGCUGUCAUCACGUACACUGAUCAGUAAAGAACGAGACAAUAAUAUUUAUGAUCCCUUUAAUCCUACACUGUCAGAUUCAAGCAGUUCAGGGGAUGAAGCCGAGAGCGCAAACUUAAAUCGCAGAUUUCAACAAACCACGUAUGAGGGGAGAGCUGCUACAGUUGCAAACCAGGAUGGAUCGGUGCUAAGCAAGCAGGGUUUAGUGCAGGUGAAAACUGAAGCACAGGAGUUUGAGGUUUCACAGGGGAGCGCUCAGAAUACUGCAUCGCCUGAGGUAGGGUUCUCUGGAUUGCGUGUCAAGGCUGAACAAGAAUUAAAAGUUAAAGAUGUAAAAAAUGAGAGACAAACAAUUAUUGACACUAAAGUUAAGAAAGAACAAAAGUGGGAUGAUGUACAGGAUUCUGAAAGGUGUGACAGAGUGAAAAGUCACAUGAAUUCACAAAAAGUAGAAACCACACCUGCUGCUCUUAGCUUGGAACGAUUAAAAACUGAGAAAGACACUCAAAGAGAAGAUAGUGGACAGUAUGCUGGACCUUCCAACAGAUCACCGUUAAACAACCGAGAUGACUCAUCUGCAUCUGACACUGUGACCACCAAAAAGAAACAAGAAGGAAAUAAAUCAAACUCCACUUCCCCUAAAUCUCCAGCAAAAGAUUUGGGCCACAAGAAGCAAACCUCCAAAGCUUUAAAAGAGCAACAGUCCAGUAGUUCGGAGACGGACAGAAGCAGAAGAGAAGAUCCUGCCUCAGGUCAGGGAAGCAAAAAAGAAAGGGAUAAAGACAGAGACAGGAGUUCCAGGCGGUCAUGGUCAAGAGAAAGGAGGAGGGCGCGUUCAUCCUCAGACAGCUCUCAGCCCUACUCCCCUGAUAGUACUCGAAGGAAAAGACGCCCGUCUCGGUCCAAAGAUGAGACGAGGAGCAGGCGAUCCAGGUCUUGUUCCAGCUCUGGGAGCAGAGAUCGUUCAAGGAAAAAGAAGGAGAAACGAAGGAGCAAGGAGAGAAAUGAUGGCAGAGAGAGGGAGUACAACAGAAGGAGACUGUCUGAGGACAAAAGACGUGGUCGGUCUCACUCAAAAUCUAAGUCAAAGUCCCGUUCCAGGUCCAGGUCUAGAUCUAGAUCGAAGGACCAUAAACGUGGUGCAUCUCCCUCAAAAUCACGGUCCAGGUCUAGAGAAAGGAAGAAAGAAAAAAGUAGAGGACAACAUACAUCUCUGUCUUCCAGAGACAAAGCAGAGUCACAAUCUAAAGACAAAAAAAGAAACCAGUCUCGAUCCAGCUCAAGAGACAGAAGGAAAGGAGAAAGUUCAUCCAGAACUGCACAGACAUCUUCAGGGCCAAGUGUUUCAUCGUCCAGAGACUCGAAUCGCUUACAGGAAAGACAACAGAAGGAUAGUUCUCAAAAAAACAUUGAGGAGGAAAAGUGUGCCAAAGUCAGUAAACAGGAGUUACCAUCUUGUUCCGUUGCUUCUCAAAUAAAAAAGGAAGAUGGAGACCUCAGUGAAGAAAACCAGACCAAAGCUACUGCAGUGACUAAAGAGAUUAAGAAUCAUAGAGAUAUUAAAGAAGAAAAACAACCAAGUCUGGACAUAUUUGAAGAGUUUCUCAUAGAUAAACCACUAAAGAGUGAAGAAACGGACACGCAGUCCUUGGCAUUGAGCAAGAACAUUCAUGAGGUAAUUGAAGACCCCAUUAAGACAGAGUCUUGUGAAAUGACCAUAAAUAAAUCUGAGUUCUGCCCCUUACCCCCUGUCACAUCACUUCCUACACUGACCACACCUGUUGCAGCAGACUGCCUCCAGGAAACCGUAUCCAAACCUCAGCCGGUUUUAGUGGACUCUGACAAGCAACCAAGUGCUGUUGGGUUGACUGUCUCCAUAAAACAAGAACCUGCAGACUCUGAUGAUGACUUCAAUGUUGACGUGAUGCUGGACAACCUGGAUUAUGUGAAAUCUGAGCACACAGAGGGGAGUGGUGUGACUGUUAAACAGGAGAAGGAAGAGGUUGAGGGGAAAAAUGAGGGGGAGCAGGUUUCAACUGUAGUGGGGACAAAGUCCAAGACUCAGGUAAAGCGGGUUACCUGGAACAUACAGGAGCCAGAGGGCCCUCAACCAGAGAAAUCUGCAAGCAAGCUGGCACUCUAUAAGUUGAAGCUGAAGCAGGAGGGAGUUCGCAGACCUUUUAUAGCAGCCCAGACAUCCAGUCAGGACAUUGCAGGGGCAGGUAGUAAUCCCUCAAAUAAGGAGGCUGUUGGUCUAUUCAGUGAUUGCUCUAGUUCUGAUGGCCUGCAUCCUAAGGAGUUAUCAUCAAGCACUAAACAGGGAGAGGUAGAGGAUGGAGAUUUAUCGAGGAAAGACAAGCAGUAUCUGAAAAAGCUGCACAUGCAGGAGAGAGCUAUAGAAGAGGUGAAGCUAGCCAUCAAGCCUUUCUACCAAAGGAGGGAUAUUAACAAGGAUGAAUACAAAGAAAUUCUACGUAAAGCUGUCCAGAAGGUGUGCCACAGCAAGAGCGGAGAGAUCAAUCCAGUAAAAGUGGGAAAUCUGGUAAAGGCAUACGUGGACAAAUACAAACAUGCUAGGAAACAUAAAAAAGGAGAGGAUUCAGCACCUGAGGCACAGACAGAAGCAAUGAAAAUGCCUGACAGUCCAUGAAGAGGCAAGGACAGUCCCAACCCGAACUUUGUGUUUUUAACUCCUGGCUGUGAUCGCAAAUUAAACUUUCCUCACAUUUUCUUUAAUCUUGAACUUUCGAAUACUUUGAGAACAAAGUUGAGCACUGCUCUUUGGUGUUUUUUUUUUUUUUUUUUGGCUUGGACUGCCACUGCCAGAAACUGGUCUUUUUGUCUGGUACAGCAGAAACUUACUGAGAGAGUUAGAGGCUAUGCCUUACAAAGACAAAACCUCAAACACUCGUGGACUCAUAUAUCAGGUAACCUUCUCAAUAAUGUGCAUAUCACCAGGAGGAUGCAGUGUGAUGUUGGCUUUGAGUUUUCCAUGGAAGUGUUUUUUUCCUUCCCUUGUGGGGUGGGAUGGAGUAUUUAUAAAAGGUAAGACUCACUUUAACUGUUCACAAAAGGAUAAAAUGUGCAGAGUAUGCAUAUUUGAAAAGUUUGACACAUUAAGAAAAUAUACUUAUGCAAUUUUUGUAGAAAAUUUAUCAGUAUUGUAAUGGAAUAAUAGAUUUAGUUGUAAAUAAUUCAGAUUUGAUACGAUCGCCUGUAUUUUUCCUCCAUAUUUGAUGCUUGUCAGUGAUGAGCAUACUUUGGUUUGUUUAUAGAGUUUACUGAUUUAAGUUGUGUAUCUGUCGUUCUCAUCUUUGAAAUCUAACCGAUUACAAUCCAGUUUAUGACGGAAAGUUUGGCUAAGUGGCUACAAAUAAAUAAUUGAAUAUAUUCUUAAAUGUCCACCAGUUCUGUGGAGGCAUUUGUUCUCUUUUCAGGAGGAAAAAGAAAGAAAAAGAAGUAAAA
Melanotaenia boesemani (Boeseman's rainbowfish) is the source of this 6195-nucleotide messenger RNA. RefSeq names its product PHD and ring finger domains 1 (gene phrf1). Lineage: Eukaryota; Metazoa; Chordata; Actinopteri; Atheriniformes; Melanotaeniidae. Bases 137 to 5380 code for a protein of 1747 amino acids. The record is from RefSeq and is a predicted model, not a curated record. The transcript is spliced from 19 exons.